CUAUGGUUCACCAGAUGGAUUUAACCCAAGUGCGUGUACUAAACCUUCAGCGCACAAGUGUGGGCGCAACUUGCUGGUCCCUACUUCUGCCACAAUAUUUUCUGCAAUUCACACGCACAUAACUUAGGUAAGCUUGUCUCAAGUCAUGCCGGGAUCCAAGUUUUUGAGUACAGAGUAAGGAGGUUUAUCAUCAUAUCAAAGCUUCCAGACAGCUUUCUGUCUCUGGAUCUUCUGUUUCUGUUCUACCUGGAAGGCCUAAGCUUCAGGUCUCGAGGGAAUAAUGUUAGCUAUAUGAACUGCCUUUACUCCUUCCGAAUUACUUUAGCUCUUACUUUUAGCUGAGCCUGUCACAAUGGGGGAGGACUCAACUCCAUGGAUGGCAGAGGGACUUCAGCAAUCAUCAUCACUACGACGAUCGAGCGUUCCGCAGAACCUCAUGAUUAUGGUUCCCCACGAUGUUUCUACAGAGGAGGCGAGCUUCACUCCCCCUUUGGAUGACGAAACGCCACAAUAUAGCGUCUCCAAGAAAGAUGCUGUCAAUGGAAUCAAUGAGACACAUGGGGUCUCCAGCAAACGAGUAGCGUUGGGCACAGGAUUUGAGCCUUCCAGCUCCAGGCAGGCCGACCGUGAUAUUGACACUGUUGGUGAUAGGGGUGUUACGGGACGCCAAGGAGACAUACCCGCUCGGGCUAAGCCUGAUUCCGUUCCCUCGCGAAACGCAUCAGAUAAAUCUGUGAAGGCAAAACAGCAGAGGCCACAAGGUUCCUCAACUCCACAAGGUCGUCGGAGCGUCCAGUUCGCUCGAGCCGCUUCGGACACUGAGGGAGUGGGAGCAUCACAUUCAAGGACUUCCUCUAUAGGGCCAGAAGAUGGAGACCAAUUCUCAAAAGACCGCCGCUUGCAUUCGUCACUGUUUUCAAAACUGAAGGCAUUCGCCGCCUCCCCUCCCUUCCCUACGCAUACCCGCACUGCCAGUGGCCUAACCUUUGGAGACGAAUCCGUGGAACCCAGACCACCUGGCGAUACUGCUACUCCAGGAUCUGAAAGAGGGGAAUUCCGUUUUCCGAACACUCUUGAGGAGGAAGGAAGCGAGAUGGAUGCUGAUGCCGAAUCCAGUUCUGGGGAACAAGCGAGUGGUAUCCCGAAAAGGAAGCGGAAAACUCGCAGACCACCCGGUUCGGGGUCUCAUACGGCUCCUGCGACUCCGAAGUCAAGCGCGCGGUCGCAUUUCCCACCAAAUGCCUCCUAUACACAUGGCGACAAUUUCUUCGGAGGCCAUUUCUCUCGCAGGACUGACCCAAUCGCCAUGACCCCUCCGACACGUGAUGGUGUUUCUGAAGACGAAGGUCGAGAAAGGCUAAAACGCGAUAAUAUGUGGAGAAGACGAAACGGAUGGCUACAUAGCGCCCGCGGGUUAAGUUAUAGUGGCCCAGCUCGGCCUGAAGGUCGAAGUUCUCAAGAUGAGAAAAGGCUAAGUAAUUUUCGACGGUUAACUGGAAUUGGGGGCCAGUCAGACCAUGGUGAGGGUCUUACAGCAACAUGGAGACGACACAAAGGAGAACGUGGUUCAAGCCUUAGCGCCCAGAAAUGGCGACAGAUCAAAGCAGGACUAAAAAUGAUCGGGCAACGCAAAAAGGUUGAAACCACAGUAGACCACGUCAAGUCUGCCGAGCUGCUUGCGGAGCUUACCUCUGGCAUCCCUGCUGCUCUUUUGUUGGCAAGUAUGUUCCAAAGAGAUGAGCAUGGAAGCCGACGUAUCCCUAUUCUCCUCGAACAGCUGAAAGUUCAUAUCACGGACAGCAAAUUCGACCCACACUCAAGUGAUCGCCAUUUGAUCUUCCGAAUAGAGCUGGAGUAUGGCAGUGGGAUGACACGAAUGAAGUGGGUAAUUAACAGAACUCUCAGGGAUUUCGCCAACCUCCACAUAAAGUAUAAACUCCAAAUUGGGACCAGGAGGUAUAUUCAGCUCAAAGCCCACGACUCAACGCACCCUCUUCCACAUUUCCCGAGAAGCGCUUUCCCUUACCUGCGCGGUGUUCGGGGCUUGGAGAGUGAAGGGGAAGAGGAAGCAGAUGAGGGAGGUUAUGAAACUGCAGGGGAUGGUACAAGUGGGAAUGAAAGAUCAACAAAGAAAAAGAAGCGACGCUCAUCACUAGGACUCCCCCGGAGACGGUCGAGUUUGACUGCUCCAGCAGAGAGCAUUGCCUCAGGAGCCCUGGAGCCAGGCGUUACGCGCGCUGCGUCCAUCGCGGGUGUGAAAAAGGAAUCGUACCCGGAGCGCCAACGGAAGAAGCUUGAGAUCUAUCUCCAACAAAUGAUCCGUUUCCUUAUUUUCCGCCCUGACAGCAACAGACUUUGCAAAUUUUUGGAACUUUCAGCACUGGGUGUUCGGUUGGCAUCGGAGGGGAGCUAUCAUGGCAAGGAGGGUUUCCUCGUUAUUCAGUCUUCUAAAGGACUAGAUUUUCGGAAAGCACUGAAUCCUUCCAUGAUAAAAUCGCGACACUCGCCGAAGUGGUUCUUGGUACGGCAUAGCUAUGUCGUUUGUGUUGAUUCGCCUGAAGAAAUGAACAUCUACGACGUCUUUUUGGUAGACCCUUUCUUCCAAAUUCAGCCCCAGAAAGUACGGCUGCGUGACCAAAAACCCAAACAAUUGGCUCGGUCCGCGAAGGAGUCGGCCGCACAUCCACAACACCAUACGCUGAAACUUCAAAACUCUGAACGUAAGCUGAGAUUACUUGCUCGAAAUGAGCGUCAAUUGCAUCAGUUUGAAGAUUCGAUUCGAUUUAUGGUGGAUACCACACCUUGGUCCAAACCUAAUCGAUUCGAUAGCUUUGCCCCCGUACGUCCGAACUGCUUCGCUCAGUGGUUGGUCGAUGGCCGUGACUAUAUGUGGGUGGUGUCUCGCGCCAUAAACCAGGCCAAGGACGUCAUUUACAUCCAUGACUGGUGGUUGAGUCCCGAACUCUACAUGCGGCGACCAGCUGCUAUUAGCCAGAAAUGGAGACUCGAUAGAUUGCUUCAGAAGAAAGCGCAGGAGGGUGUCAAGGUUUUUGUUAUAAUGUAUCGAAACAUCAACUCUGCCAUCCCUAUUGACUCGGAGUACUCCAAGUUUUCGUUGCUAGAUUUGCAUCCGAAUAUCUUUGUGCAAAGAUCCCCCAACCAGUUUAGACAAAACACGUUUUUCUGGGCUCACCAUGAAAAGCUAUGCCUCGUUGACCAUACCCUCGCAUUUAUUGGAGGCAUUGAUCUUUGCUUUGGGAGAUGGGAUACUCCACAGCAUCUUCUUACAGAUGAUAAAUUGACAGGGUUUGAACUGACUGAUGUGCCUAAAGAUGCCGAUCAUUGCCAGCUCUGGCCAGGGAAGGAUUACUCGAACCCGAGAAUUCAGGAUUUCUAUGAUCUCGACAAACCGUAUGAAGAAAUGUAUGACCGCGAGGUCAUUCCUAGAAUGCCAUGGCAUGACGUUGCCAUGCAUGUGGUAGGACAGCCGGCUCGUGAUCUGACUAGGCACUUUGUUCAACGGUGGAAUUACAUUCUACGGCAACGAAAGCCAACUCGUCCAACUCCGUUCUUGCUCCCUCCGCCAGAUUUUGAUCCUGCGGACUUGGAAUCCCUUGGUCUCGAUGGCACGUGCGAGGUUCAGAUUCUUCGUUCAAGCAGCACUUGGUCAACCGGAACGCCUGAUGUGACUGAACACAGCAUUAUGAAUGCAUAUGUUAAGUUGAUUGAGCAGUCGGAUCAUUUCGUUUACAUAGAAAACCAGUUUUUUAUUACUAGUUGUGAAAUUGAAGGGAAGAAGAUUGAAAAUCUUAUUGGGGAUGCUCUCGUGGAACGAAUUAUUAGAGCAGCUAGCAAAGGUGAAGAUUGGCGGGCUGUGAUCCUGAUACCUCUCAUGCCUGGUUUCCAAAAUCAGGUUGAUACGGAAGGAGGCACUAGCGUUCGUUUAAUCAUGCAAUGUCAAUAUCGAAGCAUAUGUCGCGGAGAGACAUCCAUCUUUGGCCGACUUCGAGCAGCUGGUAUUGAGCCGGAAGACUACAUCCAAUUCUUCAGCCUGAGGUCAUGGGGAAAGAUCGGGCCCGGGAAACAUUUAGUCACAGAACAGCUGUAUAUCCAUGCCAAGUGCAUGAUUGUUGAUGAUAGAGCUGCGAUAAUUGGCUCUGCUAAUAUCAACGAACGUUCUAUGCUUGGCUCGAGAGAUUCUGAGUGCGCUGCAAUCGUUCGCGAUACCGACAUGCUGUGGUCCAUCAUGGGAGGAAAUCCGUACCUUGUUGGCCGUUUCCCUCACACUUUUCGGAUGCGGCUUAUGAGAGAGCAUAUUGGUAUAGACGUCGAUGAAAUUAUGGAACAAGCGUUAGAAGCCGAAGCCGAAACUGGCCAAACGAAUGCGCGGAGCGAACCAAACGGUCCUUAUAACCAUAGCGACGAGAUGCUCGAUCGUGAUUUUGACGAGGCUACCGAAAAACAAGGCGAAAGAGAGUUAUUAGAGCGAAGACACCGAAUACAGGAUGAAUUCCUUGCUAGAUCGGAGGAAAUGCGCAGCUUCAACCACGAUGUUGAUUGGGAACAGGCGAACAACCCCAAUCUUAAGAGUAACAAAAAGCUCACCCAGGACUCGAGAAUAAUGAGGAAUGAGGACCACAAGAAGGAUCUGGAGGGCCAUGGAAUUGACCAAAUGAAGAUCAUUCAGGAGGCUGGUCAUGGUGAUGGUCGUGACUCGUUCAUUGUGGAUGAUAGGAUGGAAUUCCUUGUCCCGGGAUCACCUGGAGAUACUCAAACCCAAAGGGGACAAUCUGGAGUUCGCAAAGAACCGCCAUCUCGGACUGGAGAUCAUACCGAGCAUGGGGACGUUCCACUGCCUACAGCACAGGGCCUUGGCCCAAGCGACUCCGGCUCCAGACCGUCCACCCAACCUACGGUUCAUGAUUCAUCAAGCAAUGGUGAUGAUCCUUCACAGCAAGCUGCUCAGGAUCAUCCUAACACAACGCAUUUGUUCUCGUCUGAAAUAAACCGCCCCAUCGUUGACAAAGACUGCAUGAGGGACCCUCUGAGUGAUUCCUUUUAUUUGGAUAUUUGGCAAACCAUAGCUGAAAACAACACAAAGUUGUAUCGCAGUGUUUUCCGCUGCAUGCCCGAUAACGAGGUCAAAACAUGGAAAGAAUACAAAGAAUAUAUUGCCUAUGCUGAACGCUUCGCUAAUAUGCAGGGCCAGAGCAGCUAUGAAACCAAACCCAACGAAGCCAAAACUCACCCGGAAGCUACCAAAAUGACAGAUCCUCCUGGCACUGCGGAGAUCCCUAAUUAUCUUGCCAAAGCCGAAAAGAUGGGAAAUGAUUUGAAGGAAAAGGUCCUGAAUCCAGCUAAAAGUGAAACAUUAGCUACCCAAGAGGAAUUGAGACACUGGGCCUCAGAAGCAAACAAAGCGCAGAUCGAGAGGAAUAGGCUCGAACUUUCUCAUCAGGAGACCGGUACAUCCCAGGGAGAAAAAGACCCAUUGAAGACGGUGGAGACGAAAUUUUCGCAGUCUAGCCAGAAUUUGGACGGCGCGACGGCAUCGUUCCCUGAGGCGGAGAAGAGCCCGCAGAGACGGGUUGAAGGUAGCCUACAACCAACCGCCUCAACGUCCCAGAGGCGGAGACGGAGAGCAACGACUCGUAGUUCGCGGCGGGAAUUCCAUGCUUCUGACGAUAUUAUAUCGAAAAUUGAAGCAGAGGAGUUGAUGAAUCUAGUACAAGGCCAUCUCAUAGUUUGGCCAUAUGAAUGGCUAGAGCGAGAAGAACAAGGAGGGAACUGGCUAUACACUCUCGACCAGAUAUCUCCUUUGGAAAUAUACAAUUAAUCGUUCGACUGUGUCACCACCACACAUACUCGGACAAUCAACACUCAUUUUCUUUUCUUCUUCUCUCUUUUUCCCACGCGAUUAUAAACCCGUUUUAAUACCUUUUCUAUUUUCCAUUUUGACCUGUGACACUUUUAGUAAGUACUCGGACUAACAUUUCUUAGAACAUUUCCCUUUAGAAUAUUGAAUUGCAUGUUUCCCUAUCCUUCCCUUUUCUACCCCAUUUGUAAUUACGGCAUUUUCUAGCUUCCAUCCUCUUCUCUUCUUCGUCCUCCAUGCUGCUACUACGAUUGCAUUUUUCCCUUUUGUUUUUUCAAAGUGUUAGGCUACAUCAUUUAGUAAGUUUCCCUUUUUAGCUCACCCGUCGUCUCUCUUCUUUCGCUCCUCCUGCCUCCGUUUCUAGACCAUUUAUUCUUUUAAUUUUCGUUCACCCCACUACCCAGUUCUCACUGCACUGUAUUUCAUUUUCUGUUUCCUUUCGAUUUACUGCCUACGCUUUUUGUCCGUUUCAUUUUCAUUUUUUGUUUUUCAGUUGGCAUGUAUACACACACUCACACAAAUACAUGUAUAUAUAUAUAUAAAUUGGACUUCCUUUUUUUUUUUUUUUCUUCUUGAUAGCACACUCCACCCCACUUACCAACUUGCACACCAUUUAGGCUCCACCAACUCACCAACGUAAGGAAGCAAUGUACUGUCGAGGAGAUCUUCCUGUGGCCCGAUCCAGCUGCACCGGCCAAAAAAAAAAAAAAAAAAAAAAAAAAAAAGCGCAUUAAUUAUGCCAUAUAUAAUUUAUAGCAGGAAGGAGUGCUUAUGAAGCACCUAGGUGGAUGAGGCUCAUCCAUAUCGCGCUUGAGGUCACUUGUAUCAUUGAAGUUCCCUGAUGGCUAUGGAAAAUAAAAGUCGUAAAAAAUCCAUUCCGGGGACAGUCGCUGCCAAUUAAAUUAUCAAUCAACUAAAGAAGCCAAAGGAAAACUACGUUAUCCAGCUACCUAUACUCCGUAUGUCAGGUAGGCUGUGUUCGGGAUAGGGUAGGGGGGUCGAGAAGAGAAGGAAGGCCAAUUUUAGCUGGCUUGGUGAGAGUGGAAUGAACAUUUCUUGCACCCAUCUUCUCCCCUCUCGUUGUCUUCAUUUUCGCCAUGGCAUGAUUUCAAGAUUUAUUGCAUUGCCUUUGGGCUAAUUGAUGAAAAGCUCAAGGGUUUACAACUACAAUCUGCAGCUACGGGUAGGUGCAUGAUCUUGUGUGGCGAUGCAUUCCUUUGUUUUAAAUUGUUCGCGGGCUAAUCGGAGGAUCUCGUCAUUACCUGCUAUUAUUAUUAUUAUUAUUAUUAUUAUUAUUAUUAUUAUUAUUAUUAUUAAUUUUUUGUCCCUGUGGUAAAGGUUCUUGUUGGAAUGAAG
Molecule: messenger RNA, 7231 nt
Organism: Blastomyces gilchristii SLH14081
Lineage: Eukaryota; Fungi; Ascomycota; Eurotiomycetes; Onygenales; Ajellomycetaceae
Product: phospholipase D
Exons: 4
Coding region: 353-5836 (1827 amino acids)
Biological process (GO): cell motility
Molecular function (GO): phosphatidylinositol binding; catalytic activity
Source: RefSeq, a predicted model, not a curated record